GCGACCAGCUCUCCACACCACGAAGAAGGAGGUAGACCGCGAGUGGAUGGGCAGUGAAACACGACGACCAAGCAAGCGAUGACCCCCAGCAUCAAAGCAUUUCAAUAAUGCAAAUACGCACGAAAAGCCCCAUGAUGACGCGCGCGACCGCGGGACGAUGGCGCGCGAAGCGGGACGGUCUCCUGUCGAGAGCGCACCUGGGGGGUCGAUGGAGAAAGACGACGACGGCGCAACGCAGCCCAGGGCGAACGAAGACGAUGGCUCGUCAAGGGUCGGAAGACGGCGAUGGCGCAGCUCUGGAACGACGACGACGAUGGUGCAGCGCAGCGCACCUGGCGUCGAAGAGGAUGGAUUCUAUGGAAGAAGAGCAGCACCGUUCCCUCCUUAUGCGAGAUCAAUGCGGCGUCUUGACGGUCAAACUUUCAUCGACGGAGCAGCUGCGGAGGACUUCGUUGAGGACCGUUGCAUCGAUGGAGCAGUUGCGGAGGACUUCGAUGAGGACCCGUGGAUGACCGUCGUCCCGUACAUGGACCGACAUCUUGACAAUUGGAGCGAUGCCACUUGGAAAGCGAUGGAGAGUGGCUGCUCUUCGGCAAGCCAUUACAAGUUCGCCAGUAUGUUAGAAUUCGGUGACCUCAUCGCACUGCCAGACGGUGUUGUCGAGCGCAAAUUCCUGAACCAUGUGCGCAAAACAGUGCGCUGCAUCAGCCGCCAUUGCAGUCGUCUCGACUGCGAGUACAUCACUUCUUCGCCACGCACUUGGGGAAAUUCUGGGAAACAAGAGUUGCUGGACUGGGAUCGUCAUUGUUCGUUCUUGGAGCAGUACCCACUCCGCCGCCUCGGGAUUCGUCCUCAAACCGUGUCGUACUGCAGCAUGCGUUUAUCCAUUACCGGAUGUGCUUUCGCCAGAGUGCUAUGUGUCGCCACGACGAACAAAAACAGGAAACUCGUCGAUGCAGUUGUGCGUGUGUCACGAAACGAGGUGUCGAUCGUGGCAGAAGGUGGAAGGCCGGUGUACACGUUCUCGCCGUUGCGGUACCACGUCGAUGCAGUUGUGCGUGUUUUCGGAGAAUGCAACAGCCAAGGGGCCGCAGAUCCACGUGUAUGGAUCAUCAAUGAAUGCCAUGUACGGCUUCGGUUCACGACCUCGUCCACGGGAGGCCCCGCACGUCGCUACAUCAGGAGGGGUUGUCGGACCUCGUGUUUGAAGGAAAAGGAGCAUGAGUUGUGGGAGGCAUGUGCGUGGCAGGAUAUGGCAGAUAUGAAGUAGUUCAGAUUGCUUUGGGAGGCUGUCCUUGCGAGUAAACGUUUUUCCGAGUG
Messenger RNA from Chara braunii, 1320 nucleotides. Lineage: Eukaryota; Viridiplantae; Streptophyta; Charophyceae; Charales; Characeae. The record is from the annotation of a GenBank genome assembly.